AUGAAAUAUUCAUUUUCACUUGUAAUUAUUUUAAUAUUAUCCGUAUUUUUAUAUAAUGUAAAUGCAUCAGUUGAUUUGAAGGUUGGCUAUUGCAGUGAUGAAUGUUAUUGUGGUGCAAAAUAUUUUGAAGAUUAUGGAAAAUCUGGUUCAAGUUACAAUGAUUAUACAAUUCCAAAUUAUCCAGAAAAGAUUCAAGUUUGGACAGUUGAUAUGUCAUAUAAUGAAACUGGAAAAGAGCUCUUAUUAUCUGGUACAUUCACUGAAGGAGAUUCAAUUCAAUACCCAAUUAAUGAUCAAGAUAAUUCUUAUGAUAAUCCAGAUUGUACAUAUGCUUCAUUUCACAAAUUUAAUGAUGGUAGUUGUACAGUUCUUGUAAUUUGUAAUAAUGCCAUUUCUUCUUUUACUUUUUCAUAUUUAAUUUUAGCAAUUUCAAUUUUAAUUUCAUUUUUAAUUUUAUAA
Molecule: messenger RNA, 459 nt
Organism: Dictyostelium discoideum AX4
Lineage: Eukaryota; Evosea; Eumycetozoa; Dictyosteliales; Dictyosteliaceae
Exons: 2
Coding region: 1-459 (152 amino acids)
Source: RefSeq, a predicted model, not a curated record